Messenger RNA from Colletotrichum karsti, 1758 nucleotides. Its product is annotated as thiamine pyrophosphate enzyme. The transcript has 3 exons. Gene Ontology annotation, biological process: L-valine biosynthetic process. NCBI's taxonomy places the organism in Eukaryota, Fungi, Ascomycota, Sordariomycetes, Glomerellales, Glomerellaceae. Gene Ontology annotation, cellular component: mitochondrion; acetolactate synthase complex. The coding region runs from base 1 to 1758 and encodes 585 amino acids. The record is from RefSeq and is a predicted model, not a curated record. Gene Ontology annotation, molecular function: acetolactate synthase activity; flavin adenine dinucleotide binding; magnesium ion binding.
AUGUAUACCGCGUCGUUUGCUUUCUUCGAGGCGCUAUGGGACGCCGGCGUCACCCACUGCUUCGUGAACCUGGGGUCGGACCACCCCAGCAUCAUCGAGGCCAUGGUUAAGGGUCAGAGGGAGAGGAAGGGAAACUUUCCCAGAAUCAUCACGUGCCCCAAUGAAAUGGUGGCCAUGUCCAUGGCUGACGGCUAUGCUCGUCUGACCGGGAAGCCGCAAUGUGUCAUCGUUCACGUCGAUGUUGGCACGCAAGGCCUGGGCGCCGCAGUACAUAACUCGUCAUGCGGCCGCGCACCGGUUCUCGUAUUCGCCGGUCUCUCCCCUUUCACGCUUGAAGGUGAACUGCGAGGUAGCCGCACCGAGUAUAUCCACUGGAUUCAGGACGUCCCAGACCAAAAGCAGAUUGUGGCUCAAUACACCCGUUACUCGGGCGAACUCAAGACAGGGACCAACGUAAAGCAGAUGGUCAACCGCGCCCUUCAGUUUUCGAGGUCGGAUCCUCAAGGGCCCGUCUACCUUUGCGGUGCUAGAGAGGUGAUGGAGGCCGAGAUUGAGCCAUACAGCAUCAACCAGGAUGAAUGGGACCCCGUUGAACUCGGUGGUCUGCCCAAGAACGCCGUGAAUAAGAUUUCCGAGGCUUUGGCCGGUGCCAAGGAGCCUCUCAUCAUCACUGGAUACGGUGGUAGGAACCACGACUUCCCCGGAGCGCUGGUCGAGCUUGCCAACACGGUCAAGGGUCUGCGAGUUGUCGACACGGGCGGUAGCGACAUGUGCUUCCCGGCCGACCACCCGGCCUGGUUAGGCCUACGGUUCGGCAUCGACGACGCCGUCAAGACUGCUGAUGUCAUUGUGGUGCUGGACUGUGAUGUGCCGUGGAUCAACACUCUCUGCCAUCCGUCAAAGGAGGCGAAGGUGUUCCACAUUGAUGUCGACCCUUUGAAGCAGCAGAUGCCCGUUUUCUACAUCAAGGCGCAAUCAAGAUACCGUGCCAACAGUCUCUUGUCAGUCGAGCAGAUUACCGCCCAUCUCAAGUCGGAGCACUCUGCGCAGCUGCAAUCCGACGAGGCCAAGCAGCAAGAAGCCAAGCGCAGUGAGUCUUAUAAGGCUCUCCUGAGCAAGAUCGAAGAGAAGACGAAGCCUCAAUGGAAUGGCGAAUUCGGCACGGGUCACCUCUCCCGGACUUUGAGAAAGCUCUGUCCCCAGGACACGAUCUGGGCAAUUGAGGCCGUAACGAAUACCGUCUUUGUCGCCGAUAACCUGCAGGCGACUCUGCCUGGAUCGUGGAUCAACUGUGGUGGUGGUGGCCUUGGCUGGUCUGGCGGUGGUGCGCUGGGCAUCAAGCUGGCAACCGACUAUGAGCACGGCGGUACGAAUAAGGGCAAGUUUGUCGUACAGAUCGUGGGCGAUGGCACAUUCCUCUUCUCGGUGCCGGGUAGCGUUCACUGGAUCGCAAAGCGGUACGAUAUCCCGGUGCUGACCAUCAUUUUGAAUAACAAGGGUUGGAACGCGCCUCGUCGCUCGUUGCUCCUCGUGCACCCCGACGGUGAGGGGUCCAAGGCGUCCAACGAGGAAAUCAACAUCUCGUUCGACCCGUCACCAGACUAUGCGGGUAUCGCGAAGGCGGCGGCAGGCGGCGACCUGUUUGCUGCGCGGGUGGACAACGCGGCGGAUCUUGAGGGAAUGCUCAAGAAGGCGAUUGAGACCGUGCAGGGAGGCCAGACAGCAGUGCUGGAUAUCAAGGUGGCCAUGGGAUGCUGA